Molecule: messenger RNA, 10993 nt
Organism: Elephantulus edwardii (Cape elephant shrew)
Lineage: Eukaryota; Metazoa; Chordata; Mammalia; Macroscelidea; Macroscelididae
Gene: NAV2
Product: neuron navigator 2
Exons: 39
Coding region: 355-7647 (2430 amino acids)
Biological process (GO): nervous system development; neurogenesis
Molecular function (GO): protein binding; ATP hydrolysis activity
Source: RefSeq, a predicted model, not a curated record
UAAUAUGGACAUACAAGCCUUGGUUUCCCAGGAGGAAAAUUGUAAGAGACAGCAGCUCCAGUGCACCUCUUGAGCGGCCUGCCAAGGAGGGGCGUGAGACUCGGCUACUGCAUCAGUCCAGGUGGGGUCUCCUGAGCGCAACCACCCUCCCCCAGGCUCUCAUCUCUGCACCUCGAAGGGACCCUCGCCCACUUCCUUGGAGCUCCCGGACCCGGGACCUUUUAUUCCGCCAGUGACAGUGGGCGCCUCGCGGGCUGAGGCCCGGCGCCUGCUCUACUGCCCGCGCUGCCUUUAGCGGUCGCCUCCGCUGCCGCUGCCAGGGACGUGCUGGGAAAACCGAAGCCCCGGGAGAAGAUGCCGGCCAUCCUGGUCGCCUCCAAAAUGAAGUCGGGACUGCCCAAACCGGUGCACAGCGCCGCACCCAUCCUGCACGUGCCCCCGGCCCGGGCCGGCCCCCAGCCCUGCUACCUCAAAUUGGGAAGCAAGGUGGAGGUGAGCAAGACCUCCUACCCUAGCCAGAUUCCCCUAAAAUCGCAGGGGUUGCAGGAGCCGGCGGGGGAGGGGCUCCCACUGCGGAAGAGUGGCUCUUUCGAAAACGGGUUCGAUACCCAGAUCUACACGGACUGGGCCAACCACUAUCUAGCCAAAUCAGGCCACAAACGCCUCAUCAAAGAUCUCCAGCAAGAUGUGACGGAUGGUGUCCUCCUCGCCCAGAUCAUCCAAGUUGUGGCAAAUGAGAAGAUUGAAGACAUCAAUGGCUGUCCAAAGAACAGAUCACAAAUGAUUGAAAACAUAGAUGCCUGCUUGAAUUUCCUGGCAGCUAAAGGAAUAAACAUCCAGGGGCUGUCUGCGGAAGAAAUCAGGAAUGGAAAUCUCAAGGCCAUCCUAGGCCUCUUCUUCAGCCUCUCCCGGUACAAGCAGCAACAGCAGCAGCCACAGAAGCAGCACCUCUCCUCGCCACUGCCAACCGCCGGGUCCCAGCCAGCUGGCACCCCCUCCCAGGGCCAGGCUGGCACGCCUCAGCAACAGGUGCCAGCCACUCCCCAAGCCCCGUGCCAGCCUCACCAGCCACACCAACCUGUGCUCCAUCAGCAGUCAAAAGCACAAGCUGAAAUGCAGUCCAGACUUCCAGGUCCUACUGCGAGGGUAUCAGCUACAGGCAGUGAGGCCAAAACACGUGGCACUGGGGUCUCCACUGCUAACAACCGACGCAGCCAGAGCUUUAACAACUACGACAAAUCCAAACCAAUCACCUCUCCGCCUCCUCCACCAAGCAGCCAUGAGAAAGAACCAUUGGAAAGCCCAGCCUCCUCCCAGCCCGGAAUGAGCGACAAUGCACCUGCCGGUGUGGACAGCAGCAGCUCGAGCCCCGCUAACUGCAGCACCUCCUCAGCCAUCCCCCAGCCCGGGGCGGCCUCCAAGCCCUGGCGUAGCAAGGCCCUCAGUGUGAAGCACAGUGCCACGUCCUCCAUGCUCUCCGUUAAGCAGCCUGUGCCCGAGACCCCCAGACCCACCCCGGAAGCCAUCAAGCCCACCCCCAACAAUCAGAAGUCCAUGCUGGAAAAGCUCAAACUCUUCAACAGUAAAGGGGGCUCCAAGGCGGGUGAGGGCCCAGGGUCCCGGGACACGAGCUGCGAGCGGCUGGAGAUCCUGCCCAGCUUUGAAGAGAGCGAGGAGAUGGAGGCUGCCGGCCGUGCGCUCUCGGCCGCAGGCCCCGCGUCCAGCAGCCCCAAGAUCGCACUCAAGGGGAUCGCGCAGAGGACUUUUAGCCGAGCGCUGACCACCAAGAAAAGUUCCCCGAAAGGCACCGAGAAGGAGAAACAACAGCGGGAGAAGGACAAGGAAAAGUCCAAGGACCUCACCAAGAGAGCCUCAGUGUCAGACAGGCCCGAGCUCAAAGAAGAACCGAAAGAAGACCCCAGUGCAGCAGCCGGGACCGAGAUGCCAAAAAAGUCCUCCAAGAUCACCAGCUUCAUCCCCAAAGGGGGGAAGCUCAGCAGUGCCAAGAAGGAGGCUACAGCCCCUUCCCACAGUGGAAUACCAAAACCAGGGAUGAAGAGCACGCCUGGCAAGUCCCCAAGUGCCCCCGCCCCUUCCAAGGAAGGGGAGCGCAGUCGGAGUGCGAAGCCAAGCUCAGGGCUCCCCCAGCAGAAGCCCCAGCUGGACGGCCGACACUCCAGCUCCUCAUCCAGCCUGGCUUCCUCCGAAGGCAAAGGCCCUGGAGGGAGCACCCUGAACCACAGCAUCAGCAGCCAGACCGUCAGUGGGUCAGUGGGAUCCACCCAGACCACAGGGAGCAAUACUGUCAGUGUCCAGCUACCUCAGCCCCAGCAGCAAUACACCCAUCCCAACACUGCCACAGUUGCGCCUUUCCUGUACAGGUCUCAGACGGACACUGAAGGGAAUGUCACUGCCGAGUCCAGCUCCGCAGGCGUGAGCAUGGAGCCCAGCCACUACACCAAGAGUGUGCAGCCCGCCCUGGAGGAGCUCACCGGGGAAGAUCCGGAGGCUCGGCGACUGCGGACAGUGAAGAACAUUGCUGAUCUGCGGCAGAACUUAGAGGAGACCAUGUCCAGUUUACGGGGAACUCAGGUUACACACAGCACAUUGGAAACCACUUUUGACACCAACGUCACCACAGAGAUCAGCGGACGAAGUAUCCUCAGCUUGACCGGAAGGCCUACCCCACUGUCCUGGAGACUUGGCCAGUCCAGCCCCCGCCUCCAAGCAGGAGAUGCCCCCUCUAUGGGCAAUGGAUACCCCCCUCGAGCCAACGCCAGCCGGUUCAUCAACACCGAGUCGGGUCGCUACGUGUACUCUGCCCCACUGAGAAGACAGCUGGCUACCAGGGGCAGCAGCAUCUGCCAUGUGGACGUCUCGGACAAGGCAGGAGAUGAAAUCGAGCUGGAAGGCAUCAGCAUGGACGCCCCCGGCUACAUGAGCGACGGGGAUGUUCUGAGCAAGAACAUCCGGACCGAUGACAUUACAAGUGGGUACAUGACAGAUGGUGGACUUGGCCUCUACACCCGUCGCCUGAACCGGCUCCCUGAUGGGAUGGCAGUGGUGCGAGAGACUCUGCAACGCAAUACCUCCCUGGGCCUUGGAGAUGCUGACAGCUGGGAUGACAGCAGCUCCGUCAGCAGUGGAAUCAGUGACACCAUAGACAACCUCAGCACUGAUGACAUCAACACCAGCUCCUCCAUCAGUUCCUAUGCCAACACGCCUGCCUCAUCCCGCAAAAACCUGGAUGUGCAGACUGAUGCUGAGAAGCACUCGCAGGUGGAGAGGAACUCCCUGUGGUCUGGUGAUGACAUCAAGAAGUCAGACGGAGGGUCAGACAGUGGCAUAAAGAUGGAGCCGGGCUCCAAAUGGAGGCGGAAUCCCUCUGACGUGUCUGAUGAAUCCGACAAAAGCACGUCGGGCAGGAAGAACCCUGUCAUCUCCCAGACAGGCUCAUGGCGGCGAGGCAUGACAGCUCAGGUGGGCAUCACCAUGCCCAGGACGAAGCCCGCCGCCCCAGCGGGAACACUGAAGACCCCAGGAACUGGAAAAACAGACGAUGCCAAGGUGUCGGAGAAAGGAAGGCUGUCUCCCAAAGCCUCCCAGGUGAAGCGUUCCCCAUCAGAUGCGGGUCGCAGCAGCGGGGACGAGUCCAAAAAGCCCCUUCCCAGCAGCUCCCGGACACCCACUGCCAAUGCCAACAGCUUCGGAUUCAAGAAGCAGAGCGGCUCGGCGGCCGGUCUGGCCAUGAUCACGGCCAGCGGGGCCACUGUCACGAGCAGGUCAGCCACACUGGGCAAGAUCCCGAAGUCGUCUGCCCUUGUGGGCCGGUCUACUGGCCGGAAGACAAGCAUGGAUGGGGCCCAGAAUCAGGACGAUGGGUACCUGUCUCUUAGCUCUCGGACAAACUUACAGUACCGAAGUUUGCCACGGCCGAGUAAGUCCAACAGCCGCAGUGGAGCUGGGAACAGGUCUAGUACCAGCAGCAUAGAUUCCAACAUCAGCAGCAAGUCAGCAGGACUGCCAGUACCCAAGCUGAGGGAGCCUUCUAAGACGGCCCUGGGCAGCUCUCUCCCAGGCCUGGUCAACCAGACGGACAAGGAGAAAGGCAUCUCGUCAGACAACGAGAGUGUGGCCUCUUGUAACUCAGUGAAGGUGAACCCAGCUGCCCAGCCUGUGUCCAGUGCGGCUCAGGCCACUCUACAGCCCGGGGCCAAAUACCCAGAUGUGGCCUCUCCCACACUGCGCAGACUCUUUGGUGGGAAGCCUACCAAGCAAGUGCCCAUCGCCACAGCUGAAAACAUGAAAAAUUCGGUGGUCAUCUCCAAUCCUCACGCCACCAUGACCCAGCAAGGUAACUUAGACUCCCCCUCGGGCAGUGGCGUCCUGAGCAGCGGGAGCAGCAGUCCUCUCUACAGCAAGAAUGUGGACAUCAACCAGUCUCCUCUAGCCUCCAGCCCCAGCUCAGCCCACUCGGGCCCUUCCAACAGCCUCACCUGGGGCACCAACGCCAGCAGCUCCUCGGCCGUUAGCAAGGACGGCCUGGGCUUUCAGUCUGUCAGCAGCCUCCAUACCAGCUGUGAAUCCAUUGACAUUUCCCUCAGCAGUGGAGGGGGACUGAGUCACAACUCCUCCACUGGCCUCCUCGCCUCCUCGAAGGACGACUCUCUGACUCCCUUUGUCAGAACUAACAGUGUGAAGACCACGCUGUCAGAAAGCCCUCUCUCUUCCCCUGCUGCUAGCCCUAAGUUCUGCAGAAGUACUCUGCCCAGGAAACAGGACAGUGACCCGCACCUUGAUAGGAACACUUUGCCUAAGAAAGGACUCAGGUAUACUCCCACCUCCCAACUUCGCACACAAGAAGACUCUAAAGAAUGGUUACGGUCCCACUCUGCAGGAGGUUUGCAGGAUACCGCUUCCAAUUCCCCCUUUUCCUCUGGCUCCAGUGUGACUUCUCCCUCCGGGACCAGAUUCAACUUUUCCCAACUUGCAAGUCCCACCACUGUCACCCAGAUGAGCUUAUCCAACCCAACCAUGCUGAGGACCCAUAGCCUCUCCAAUGCUGAUGGGCAGUAUGACCCGUACACUGACAGCCGCUUCCGGAACAGCUCCAUGUCCCUGGAUGAGAAGAGCAGGACCAUGAGUCGCUCUGGCUCAUUCCGGGAUGGGUUUGAAGAAGUUCAUGGAUCCUCACUUUCCUUGGUUUCUAGCACAUCCUCAAUUUAUUCUACACCAGAAGAAAAGUGCCAGUCAGAGAUUCGCAAACUCCGACGGGAGCUGGAUGCCUCCCAGGAAAAGGUUUCAGCUCUGACCACUCAGCUGACAGCAAAUGCUCAUCUUGUGGCGGCCUUUGAACAGAGUCUUGGAAACAUGACCAUCAGGCUCCAAAGUUUGACCAUGACAGCUGAGCAAAAGGAUUCAGAACUGAAUGAGUUAAGAAAAACCAUCGAGCUACUUAAGAAACAGAAUGCAGCUGCCCAGGCUGCCAUUAAUGGAGUAAUUAACACACCAGAGCUCAACUGCAAAGGAAACGGUACCUCCCAGACUACAGACCUCCGCAUCCGCAGGCAGCACUCUUCUGACAGUGUCUCCAGCAUCAACAGUGCCACCAGCCACUCCAGUGUAGGCAGCAACAUAGAGAGUGAUUCCAAGAAAAAGAAGAGAAAGAACUGGGUCAAUGAGUUACGCAGCUCCUUCAAGCAAGCUUUCGGAAAGAAGAAAUCUCCAAAGUCAGCGUCUUCGCACUCAGACAUCGAGGAGAUGACGGAUUCUUCUUUGCCUUCCUCACCAAAGUUACCGCACAACGGCUCCGUGGGUUCCACUCCACUGCUGAGAAAUUCUCACUCCAACUCUCUCAUUUCUGAGUGCAUAGACAGUGAAGCCGAGACAGUUAUGCAGCUCCGAAAUGAGCUGAGAGACAAGGAGAUGAAGCUCACAGACAUCCGCCUGGAAGCCCUCAGCUCUGCCCACCAGCUUGAUCAGCUCCGGGAGGCCAUGAACAGGAUGCAGAGUGAAAUAGAGAAGCUAAAAGCUGAGAAUGACCGACUGAAGUCAGAGUCUCAAGGCAGCGGCUGCAGUCGGGCUCCCUCCCAGGUGUCCAUCUCAGCCUCCCCGAGGCAGUCCAUGGGCCUCUCCCAGCACGGCCUGAACCUCUCCGAGUCAACCAGCUUGGACAUGUUGCUGGAUGACACUGGUGAAUGCUCGGCUCGGAAGGAAGGAGGCAGGCAUGUUAAGAUAGUUGUCAGCUUUCAGGAGGAAAUGAAGUGGAAGGAGGAUUCCAGACCACAUCUCUUUCUUAUUGGCUGCAUUGGAGUUAGUGGCAAGACGAAGUGGGAUGUGCUCGAUGGGGUGGUUAGACGGCUGUUCAAAGAAUACAUCAUUCAUGUCGACCCAGUGAGUCAGCUAGGGCUGAAUUCCGACAGUGUGCUCGGCUAUAGCAUUGGGGAGAUCAAACGUACCAACACUUCGGAGACCCCCGAGCUGCUCCCCUGUGGCUAUCUGGUUGGGGAGAACACGACCAUCUCUGUGUCCGUCAAAGGGCUUGCAGAAAACAGCCUGGACUCUCUGGUGUUCGAGUCUCUGAUCCCCAAACCCAUCCUCCAGCGCUAUGUCUCCUUGCUGAUAGACCACCGGCGAAUUAUCCUGUCAGGUCCGAGUGGCACUGGGAAGACCUACCUGGCCAACCGACUGUCAGAGUACGUAGUGCUCCGAGAGGGCCGGGAGCUGACAGAUGGGGUCAUUGCCACCUUCAACGUGGAUCACAAGUCCAGCAAGGAAUUGCGUCAGUACUUGUCCAACCUUGCUGACCAGUGCAACAGUGAGAACAAUGCUGUGGACAUGCCUCUUGUCAUCAUCCUGGACAACCUGCAUCACGUCAGCUCCCUGGGCGAAAUCUUCAAUGGACUCCUCAACUGCAAGUAUCAUAAAUGCCCUUACAUCAUUGGCACAAUGAACCAGGCUACCUCGUCUACUCCUAAUCUACAGCUUCAUCAUAACUUCAGGUGGGUGCUUUGUGCCAACCACACGGAGCCCGUCAAGGGCUUCCUCGGCCGCUUCCUGAGGCGGAAGCUCAUGGAGACGGAGAUCAGUGGGCGGGUGCGGAAUGUGGAGCUGGUUAAGAUCAUCGACUGGAUUCCUAAGGUCUGGCAUCACCUCAACCGCUUCCUGGAGGCUCACAGCUCCUCAGAUGUCACCAUCGGUCCCCGGCUCUUCCUCUCAUGCCCCAUCGAUGUGGAUGGCUCAAGGGUGUGGUUCACUGAUUUGUGGAACUACUCAAUUAUCCCCUAUCUUCUGGAAGCCGUCAGAGAAGGACUCCAGCUCUAUGGAAGGCGGGCCCCCUGGGAAGAUCCGGCCAAGUGGGUGAUGGACACCUAUCCGUGGGCAGCCAGCCCUCAGCAGCACGAGUGGCCCCCGCUGCUGCAGCUGCGGCCGGAAGAUGUGGGCUUUGAUGGCUACUCCCUGCCCCGGGAGGGCUCAGCCAGCAAGCAGGCGCCCCCUAGUGAUGCAGAAGGAGACCCGCUGAUGAACAUGCUGAUGAGGCUGCAGGAAGCUGCCAACUACUCCAGCCCCCAGAGCUAUGACAGCGACUCCAACAGCAACAGCCAUCACGAUGACAUCCUAGACUCAUCCUUGGAGUCCACGCUGUGAUAGGGUCCUGGCCAUGGAGCCAGCCCACCACCUCUUCCCCUCACCCCACUCCACCCAUACCCACUGCUCCGUCUUGAAGAUGACUUCCUGAGCCAGCCUCCAGUCUCUAGCCGCAGCCCUUAGCUGUAGGAACACCAGUAUCUCUCGUCCCUCAGCCGUGGCCUGGGUGCAGGCCCCCCAGUGCAGCCACCUUGGGACCACUUCCUUCCGACAGUGAGAAAGAACUGCACUACGUUUUGUUUUAUUUUAAUGAUUCUCUUCUGCCUUGUUGCUGUGACCUCCCUAAGACACUGAAGAUACUUCUCGGGAAAGGAUUAUCACCAUUGACAUGAAAAGGGAAAAGAAAGAGAACCCACUAGAAGCUCUGAAGCCAAAUAACAUCUACCGUGAGCUGCCCAGGGACAGAAGAGACUGGAGCAAAGUUGGAAAAGCAGACAGCCUCGCUUCCCAUCAUCACUGACCCUCCAGACUGGGUCACGUCCAUGCCAACCCCCUCCUCCACCCAGCCAGCUGCAGAGAAAACCGGUGCUAAAUAUGGCAGUUGCUUUGGUUAACAGACUACAGAGCUACAACACAGGGAAAACUUGGGAAAAAAUGAAUGACGCUUUUUUAUUUUUUCUUUUAUUAAUGGUGCUCUCCUUCUCCGAGAGGUAUUUUUGCCUGUUUCCGGUUCAGCUGUACCUUUCAGAUCCAUCAGCCUCUGAUUAACCCAUACGUGUGAGUGAAGGAGUGAGAGAGUGAACGAGCAGAUGUGACUGGCCAUGCAGAGCGGCCCAUGUCUGUUUCCUUUUUAUGUGAUUGUGAGUCAAGUUGGUUGGUUUUCUUUUUCUCAAACACUGUGUAUGGUGAGAAUUGUUCUACUUUGAAGAACUGAGUGCCCCCUUUGAAAAUGACAUCGCAUUUCUCUUCGACUGACUCAUUGAUUUUGAAGAUGUUCCUCCCUCCUUUCGUGGUCAGAAUCAAUCCUUUGGCGAAAGUAAGAACCGCAGGAGUUGAGUUUCGGUUUGGUCCUGUUCAGUUUUUGGUUUUCAGUUGGCCAUCCGAACAGCUCCACAUGCUCACCUCCUGCUGUUGGAGCUGGGAUCUUUGUGUCUCUGUAAAGUGGACGGGGAUCCUGUCCUCGAGACACGGGCGAGCUGCGGCUAGCCCUGUCUGUCUUCCUCGUCCUGGAGGCUUUGGAGCACGUCUGUACCUCGAGCUGCCCAGCCCCGACUGCAGGUGGGUGCUGAUGUCACCUUGCAAAAAAGACUUGCACUUUCUCGGGAACCAACGCGACUCAGCAGGAGCAGAGUGGCCAUAGUUUGCCAGCAGCCCCAGCCCCGGCCUCCGUCAGGACGAGCCUAGCCUGACCUCUUCGGUGCUGACCUUCCCAAAGAGAUGCCUUACUGGUUUUGUACUAAUCGUGUCCAUUUACACGAGUGCCAUGCCUGCCUGGGGGUUCAUGUGUUGUGUUUUGUUUUCUUCAUCAAAGCAAACAGGGCUAAAAAGUCAUCUUUUCAUUAGGAGAACCCAAGUUGCUGUGAUUUUUCUCAUCUAAAAGACUCGGUUGUGUGGAUGUGUGACAUGGGGGAAAAUGAAAAGUAAAAAUAACACAUUUUUGGUUCUUGUCAGUCUCCAGCCAACAACCAGACUGGAAGAAUAAUCGGUCUGUAGGCAAUCUUUCCUACACGUCUACAUGACAUUGCCAAUAAACACCCUGAUAGAAACCCAGCUGGCCUUGUCUUCAAAAACACUGAUAUUUUCUUUCUAGAGUGUGGUAAAUCUUUGCAUUGUUUGUUUCUGUUUUGUAAAAAAAUCUUUACUGGGUCCCAGUGGGGUUUCUCUGUUAUGAUCAGGGUUUUUAGUCUCUUGCAUUUCUGUUUCUGUGGGUAGAACUUCUAGCGUUUUCCCCCUCUUCUUCCCACAAUAGCUUGACCUGAAACUGCUCACAUCCCAGUGGAUGAUAACCAUUUUCUUCCUCUUUGUAAGGAAAAAGAGGAAGUGCCCCUCUAACUAGUGAUUGCAAACCCUUCCCACUCUGUUCCUACUUUAAUCUCAGUAAACUCAGACUGUUCAGCACCUCUGUCAUUAGGCAACUGUGUGUGUGUGCAUGUGUGGCUGGUUCUGUUCUUAAUAAAAUUUUCACAUCAUAUAUUUAGCCUGUGACCAGGCAGCCAAACUAAGAGCCUUCUGGUAAACCCAAAGGGUGGCCCUUCUCAGACAACUUAUCUCCCAACAAUGUCCUUAUACUCUUAUACUGUGAAUUUGGUAGGAGAUAAAAUUAACUUUCUCCUUGUGGGCAGUUUCCCCAGUCACCUUGUGAGUAGACACCUGCCGAUAUUGUUUAAAAUUCUUUUUUUUUAGGACACCCUCUUUUUGCAAUCUUCUGUAACAGACUUCCCUCACUCUGGGUCCAGGCUCGGAAACAGGGGUUCUGGACCUGGUGCAGCCCACUGAGUGAGUGGCAAUUCCAAGUAGCAUAAACCUUGUAGAAUCCACAACUCCGUGUCCUUCCUAAAGUUUCGGGAAGCAGGGUUGUCUAAUGUGCGCAUUUCUUAUUUUGGUCAUAUUUUUACUUUAGUGUCACUCACCUUUGACAAAGUGACUUUAUGCUCGUUUAGGGCUCUACGAUGCUUCCAUUUUGCCUUUUUCUACAGUUAGGCUAAUUUUGAAAUGUAUGAAAUUCUAUGCAACAUUUAUGUUGAGUUACCAAUGGAAGCCAAAUAUUUUCUUUCCAAACUGCCAAGAAUUAUACAGGUCAUAAAUGGAUGAGAAUACCUUUUAAUUUAGGGGGUGGGGUGGGGUGGGUGUGGGGUAGGGAAGGGAUAAGGGAAAGGACUCAUCUAGACCUUUGUUAUACCUUGGGAACAGUGUUUCUUUUACUGUUAAUGCUUAAACAUCAGAGUUCUGUGUAUUCAAAUUUGUCCAAUCAUGGCGAAUCUACUUCAAAAGGAAAAAAAAAAUAAUCCAACUUUGUGGAUACUGAAUGGAAGGUUUGCAGUUUUGAUCUAGUUACUUCCAAUGGAGUGGUUUAUGAAAUAUGUUCUAUAAGAUGUACAUUUUUUCAUUGUAACAUAGAAAUGUAAAUAAUUGAUUAAAGUGCUGCAUUUUGAUGAAUUUUUUCUAGCCAUUUUUAAAGAGAAAACUAGGAAUUGAGUAUUUUGUGUACGGUAUGUCUCCUUCCUCCUUCCCUCCCCGUCUUCUCCCUCCCUCCUCCCCUUCCUAUUUAAUUUUCAUUUGUCAUGAGGUUUUGAAUUUGCCAAUGAUCGAUUGGAGAUCAUGCCCCACAUCAUAGAGAAUAAAGCUGAUGAUUGUACCAGUCUUAAAUUAUUCAUGAUUCAAUAAAAUCGAUGCUUAUUUAUUCAGA